Messenger RNA from Oreochromis aureus, 6407 nucleotides. Its product is annotated as nectin-2-like. Lineage: Eukaryota; Metazoa; Chordata; Actinopteri; Cichliformes; Cichlidae. The record is from RefSeq and is a predicted model, not a curated record. The coding region runs from base 296 to 1876 and encodes 526 amino acids. The transcript is spliced from 8 exons.
AGCCGCGCGCUCACACGCAGGAAAUAGUUGUUGGAGCAGAGAGAGAGAGAGAGAAAGAGAGAAAGAGAAAGAAAGCAGCACUUCUUCACAUCCUGAACACCGGCGGAGGGGAACUAUUCACCUGUGCGCUGCCAGAGCGAAUUCACGAGGAUUUCCAUUCAUUUUUAGCACAUUUUUUUUUUAAAGACGACCGAGGGGCACUUCAAACAAGAAUCUCUGCCGGGCUCCUGUCCUGUCCUCCCUAUUUAUUUCGGCGAGCCUUCGUGCCUGGGGUUUUAGCGGACCGUAAUCAACCAUGGCGAGACAUGACUCCCGAAUCUGGCCUGAAUGCACAAAAAUGAUAGGACUGCUCUGCUUGGUUUCGUCGAUACUUCUACAGCACGGAGCUUCAGGUCAGCGUGUGAAGGUAGACCAAGAGGUGACAUCGUAUCCUGGCCAGACAGUCAACCUGCGCUGUGCCUUUGCUGAUCCCACUGGGGUACAGCUUUCAAUGGUCACAUGGAUGUACGUGCCAGAGCCAACCCAAGAACCAGUCAACAUAGCUGUUUUUCUCCCCGGGAAUGAGCCCAGCUAUCCUAGCUCACCUGUGAAAGGCAGAGUCAGCUUCGUGCCCAGUCCUCCAAAGGUGGACAGCCCUUCUAUCCAGAUCACUGAUGUUAGGAUGACUGAUGAGGGGAAGUACGCCUGCGAAUUUGCUACCUACCCUGGUGGAAAUGUCCGUGGCACCACCCAGCUGGUCAUGCUAGCUAAACCCGAGAACUCGGCCUCCCCUGUAACAGUGGUUGCUGGCACUAAGCCAGUCACUGUGGCAAGCUGUAAGUCAGCAAAUGGCCAACCCGCUGCCGAGAUCUCCUGGGUGACUACAGCCAAUGGCAAUUACACAACGAAGCAGCAGCCGGGGACUGACAACACGUUGACGGUGAUCAGCGAGUACAUCAUGGUCCCAACGCCAAACGACAAUGGGAAAGAAAUUACCUGUGUCGUAUCGCACAGGACCCUGGUCAAACCAGAGAGCUUCAGGAUGAAUUUAGCAGUUCAGUUUGCUCCCCAGGUAACCAUAGAAGGUUAUGACAACAAUUGGUACAUUGGCCGCACAAAUGUGGAGCUCACCUGCAAGGCUAAUGCAAACCCCCCUCCAGUCACUGUCCAGUGGAAGUCGAUGACAGGAGAGAUUCCACCUACAGUGGAGCUCGUUGAAAAUGUGCUCAAGGUACAGAAGGUGGACGAGUCUGUCAACACCACUUUUGUCUGUGAGGUCAACAACAAAAUCGGGACAACCAAAGAACAGUUUGGAAUCCUGGUCAGAGAGCCCCCAAAGAACCCAUCCAAUGCUGGCGUGGUGGCGGGAGCUGUGAUUGGCUCCCUGCUGGCCCUCCUUUUGGUUGCCGCUCUCAUCGCCGUGCUCGUCACCCGUAGGCGCAGGCAGCAGCAGGGUUACCGCGCCAAUGGCGGUAGUGACAUGAAGACGCGCAUAUUCGGGGGCGGCAAGAAGGCGAGCAAGAACGGCACAAAUGGAGGUGCGGGAAACGGUGGCGGCAACAACAACGGCCCCAUCUACGUUUACAACGAGAACUCCCCCAUUCAGGCCCUUGGAGAGAAAAACAACCACCAGCUGAUUACCAUGGGAGGCCACCCUGAAGUUGUUAGCACCACACCCACUGCCCAAGACAUCCUGCUAAGCAACGAGUUGGACGACGCGGAGAAGAGGAAGUUUGAUGAGCUUGACGAAGCAGAGAACUACGAUCACUACAAUCCUGGUGGCCCCAUCCAUUCACUUCGCUCAAGGCGCGAUCAGGAGAUGAUUGGAGAAUACGAUGAUGACAUGGAGUCCCAGCGUGAUGGCUCGGUCAUCUCACGGACUGCAGUUUACGUAUAGAGGAGGAGGAAUUGGAGGAAGGGGGAGGAGGAGGAGGCAAAAAGGCGAGCUGGAGAAUUCCUCCUGAGGAUUUUAUGGCUCUGGGGUCUUGUCCCUGUUUGAUGGUGAAAAGAAAAUCAUACCACUUUUAUUUUUGAAAAACAAAAAAAUCCAUUUUAAAUAUAGUCUAUCAUUAAUCACAGUGGACAGAAUGAAAAGAGGGUGUGGUGGGAUGUUGUAAAAGGAUUGUUGUUGUUGUUAUGUGGUCCCUAAGAACUAAAAAUCAAACGGAGAAAAGAACAACAUGCCUCCCACCGCUUCUGCUCGUGCUCUUGCUAUCACUGGGACCUUGCCUAUUGACAGACAGACAGGCUAAAGAGAAACAAUAUAAUGUGGGAGUAGGUUCAUGGAAAUGUGAUUACAAGCUUGGCUAUAGAGGAGGCAUCUCACUUGCAUAUUCGCUGUUAUCUUCACUAAAACAGUAGCAGUGGAAUAAGUUGUCAAGCAGUUACCUGCUGCCUGCAAAUCUCUUUACUUCUGUGGGAAACUUUUUGUUUUGCCAACAUGUUGAGCUGUGACACCUGGUGGGAAGUGGAGGACAUCAGUAUGAGUCAGUUUGAAAGUAUAGACGGUAACCAUCAGGUAAUUUCGAGACAGUAAAAAUGUAUUUGCUUAUGUCUGCUGGUGAGUUCGCUCUGCUCUCUCUGCCUUCUUCUCAAAACAACUCUGCCAACUAUCACAGGCAGUAGACACUCUCAAUUUGAACUUAGCCAAAAAUUUAUAGAACAUGAGGUCUUUGUGUGCCGAGCAAAUGGAAAAGCAGUUAGGUUUUAACAAAGUAAGUUUGCUGAGAGUUUGAACCAAGUUCCUAACAAGGUGUUCACAAGCAAACUUUUGCACUGUGCCUGGAGGUAAGAGACGGUAAACAAGAGAUGAGGGAAUGAGGUGUAGCUGAUCUGACAGGGUCAAAGGAUGGGGAGAGGGAUUCAGGAGGCAGGAGGACUAGAAAGGAGCACGUCUCUUCUUUUCUCUUCCUCCUCAUCCUCAUCUAUUCAGAGCGCUCCUGACAGGAGGAGCUUGAUUGGUAAUGAGCCGUGAAGUCGCUCGCUUAGCCGGGACCAACAGAUUGCCACCACUUAUCGUUUAUGACGUGGCGAUUCCUCUCCCCCUCCCGCCUCCAUCUCUCCAUCAUGCCUCCGUCUCUCCUCCUCUCUCUCCUCAUCCCUCUCUCCCUUUCUCUCCAGUGUUUAUGGGGAGUUUAUGAUUUAUCCAGGGCGGUGUUGAGGUCAGGGCUACCGAGAGCAAAGUAGUAUUUUACCGCUCCUGAUGUGUCAGACACCCCACUUACUCUACUCCAGCCCGGUGUGCCCUGACAUGCCAGGAGUGACUAAUCCACCUGGAGUGGCCAUGUUCACUCCACUGCACAGACACCCCAGCUGCCUCUCCCGCUUUAGUAAAUGGUGAGAUGUAACGAGAGCCCCACCUCCAGAGUGCAAUGGCAUUAGGUUAGACAGAUUUUCAAUGAGAUCAUAUAUUUCUUUCCAUUAGCCAGUGUUGUUAAAUGUAGUGAAUUGAUCGGGAGACAUAAAAGGUUGCAUCCGCAGCAAAGCUAUGGGAGUCAUAUUGACUAACAGGCAACAUGCGGCGAAAUGGCCCUUUUUAUGAUGCAGGUUCAGGGCUGAUUGUCUCCUGACUGUUAAUUUAUCCUUUUAACGAGCCACCGGAGGCCCGCUCGGGCAAAUAUUACUCCGUGGCUAUUGUACACCGCUGUCUUUGAGGCUCAGUGUGUACAUUUGCAUGCGUCACCAUAUCUGCAUAGCCACUGGGCGACUGUGAUGGACAAUCGUAGAGAGAACCGAAGCUCCUCUAAUCGUUGCGUUCCCUGCCCUUCUAAUCAGCUCUCCUUGGACCCACUGGGAAUCCAAUGAAUGGGGUCUUGAUGACUGUACCUGACCUCCUGUAAAGGACCUUCUAAGAAAUGGGUUGGCUUCUGCUGCAGGUCAUGAGGGCAAAUGCAGGGUGACCCAUUCCUAAGGGCAAAGAUGACUGUGCUUGCCUUUCUUAUCGUGGCUGUUUUUUAACCUUGAACUGCAGAUGUGAGAGAAACACUCACCCAGUAUCUGUACAGGGCGAGGCAGACCUUGUUUGCCAUUGUGAUGGCUGUUAACCUUCAGAGAGGUGGCGAGAGAGAGAGACAGAUGACAAAAAUAGAGACAGCGCUUCGUGUUUGAGCACCGUCUAGCAUAUUGUAAGCCAGUGUGUUCAAUAGGAUUAUCGUCUAAUGGCCUUAGCUUAUACAUAAAUGCAACUCCUGCCAACCUGGGGUACAGUAAAUUUGCCGAACGCAGCUGAUUUGUCACAGCCACUCAAUAUGAAAAUGUAUUAUUUUUACACUUGUAUGUGUCACCAAUACAAAGAAAUAUGAGUGCAACACUUGUUUUUUUUUUUUUCUUUUGGAAUGGGGGGGGUCAAAAAAAAGAAUACUGACAAAGGGACAAAAAUGUUGUAUGUACAUUUUGGUGUGAGCUAUCUGUGUACUAUAUACGUAAGCAUCUUUAUUUUUCUUGUGAAAAUGUGGAUAUUUAUGAAAAUGUAAAUAUCAGAUCGAUGGAGCCAGUGUUUCCGAUGUUAUGGAAGUAAAGAGGAAGGCAUUUGUGGGUCGGCUAAACCUCAGAAGGCAUUCAGAAUGUAAUUUUUAACCUAACGCAUACCUCAGUAGUUUGGGUGUUUUAUAACAUACUGAACUGACUGAGUUUAGUUUAUCCAAGGGCCAAUUUGAUUCCAGGGGAUGCAUAUGCUUGAAUUUUUGUUUAUUUCUUUUAUCCAAGGUAACUUUAUCUGCAUUUAUAAGCACACAUUUCUUUGCAGACAAUUGGCUUCACCUUCUCCUUGACAGACACUCUGCACAAUGCAAAAAAUUACACACAAUACUCAAUUCAUCAGGUAGACCGUAACGACACAAGGAACGGUCUGUUGAGUCAGCGCUCGGUGUGUGUGUGCAUAGCUGUGUGCCAGUGUGUUCGCAGGCUUUAGGACAUCUCUCGCUGCCAUUGGACUGUAACUUGAGUAGCCACCCUUUGUCACCAUGGAAAACUGGCAAACCGAAGAUAUUAUUGUGCAUUUCGAGAAGACACACUCACUCGGCGCGCGCACACAUACUGUACGUAUACAUUCGCAGAGUGCUGAGAUGCAUUCGCCCACACACAAACACCCCUCAGUCAGUCUCAUUAUGCUCACUCCCACAGCCAAACUGUGCAGAAGACACCUUAUACCUGACAACUCUGCCAUCUCCUGACACAAGCCCACACAAUUGUGUUCGCGUAGCUGCACACACACAAGAACACACUUCGUCUUUCUCUGCCUCUUCCACAGUGGCUCUGUCAGGACACAUACAGAGUUCUGUUAGUGUGGAAAGAGCUGUACCGUGAUGUGUCCCCCUGCUCCAGUGCUUUCUGUCCCCCAAAGUGUCCAGCCUGUUCCCGAAUCAGUGACUGUGUAGAACAUAAACAACUACACAUUCGGGGGAGACGCACACCUUUCACCCAGUGUCACAGAGACGGGCUUUUUAGGAAAGCAAUUGUCCGUUCUGGUCUUGUUCUGCAGAGGGAAAUAUCGCUUUCAUAAAAAUGCCACCGCGCUGACCUCCUCCCCCUCCCAGAGCCCUUUUAAUGCUUUUAGAAGAGUCGCAUUUUUUUUAUUUUUUUUUUAAACUAGACUCCAAAAUGUUUUCUUUUACUUCAGCCACCUCUGCUACUGCGACCGCCUCCACAGACACACAAGCACAUCCCAUUGCCACCCACCUCAGUGCCCAAGUAAGGCUUGUCAGACAAAAUGCUUUUAAGAGAAAUCUGCAAACCUGGUCCGGGUCUAGCACAAGGUUAGAUAGUCAGAAUAUCCGAUAUUUUCUUUUUCCUUUUUUUUUCUUUUUCCAGAAAGCAACAUUCUCUUAUUAUUUCUUUGGCUCCAAACAUCUGAUGAGUAAUCAAAGCCUUAACAUGUCCCAUCUCACAUGCAUUAAGUAAAAAAUGAAGAAAAAAGAAAAAAAGAGAACCUUCCGGUGUACAUAGUAUAAAUAUAUAAAUAUGUAGCAGAAAAAAGAAUUACUAAUUUAUGGUGUCACGUUUGUGUAUUACUCAGUGACAGCACGCAUGAAGGAUUUAUUUUCUCCUGUUUACCGCUUCUCCUCUCUUCUGUUAUUUUUGCAGUGCUUUAUAAUUUAUGUUUUAUGAGUGCUUUAUUCUUGACUGCUGCGCUGUGAUUGCUGCCAAAACUGGCAAAUGUGCUUCUUCUAUACAAGUGAAACUGUAUACAAACACACAACAAAACAGUCUUAUCCCAAAAUGUGCUUUUUAUUAUUGACUGCUUUGUGUAAAGUUGUUCUUUUUUCUUUUCUCUUUUUUGUAUUUUUUUAAUUUGAGUUUUAUUUUGGUCUUAAAAAGAAGAAAAAAGUACAGAUUAGAGUUGGUAUUACCAUUUUUGUCAUGUCUUUCUAGAUUAUUUUUUUUUUCCCGUAUUCAGUUACUAUUAAAGAUUUCUUGAUUUUUGAAAUGUU